AUGCCUCCCUCCAUCGACGAGCAACAAGACGUUCUUCUCGCCUGCAGAUACGGCGAUCUCGACGAUGUUAAACAGUUCAUAACCGCAUUCGGAGCCCAAGCUGCUGCCGAAGUCCGAGACGACAACGGUAACUCUGCACUGCACAUGCUGUGUGGAAACGGGCAUGAAGGUUAUUAUUCUCUCUUGCUUUUUGUCCCUCAAACAUCUCAGCUUUAUAGCACAUUUCUAGACCUCCUCGACUAUCUUCUGCCCAUCCUCCCGUCCUCUCUACUGUCCGCCCAAAAUAAUGCACAGUCGACACCGCUUCACUGGGCAGCACUAAACUCGCAUCUGAACAUCGUAAAAAAACUAGUCGAGUUCCCGGGGGGGCCAGGAGUCGAUUUAAUUGACAUAAAAAAUGCGGCCGGACGAUCUCCCCUUGCGGAGGCCGAGCUGACUGGUUGGGACGAGGGAGCGCAAUGGCUGGUGCAGAUGAUGAAGCUGGAUGAUGGGGUCAAGGAGGGUGAGGGUGAGCCGGAUGCCGAAGACGCACCACUUGAACCGGGGCAAAAAGUCGAGAUCGAAAUUCAAGAUGCUGAUGGUGAACUGGCCAAAAUGACAAUAGGAGGUCGGGAAUGA
Molecule: messenger RNA, 618 nt
Organism: Mycena indigotica
Lineage: Eukaryota; Fungi; Basidiomycota; Agaricomycetes; Agaricales; Mycenaceae
Product: Ankyrin repeat-containing protein P16F5.05c
Exons: 1
Coding region: 1-618 (205 amino acids)
Molecular function (GO): protein binding
Source: RefSeq, a predicted model, not a curated record